UGGCCCACAAUGCCAAACGUGGUCUACAUCGGGGGAUUUCAGUGCAAGCCUUCCAGUCCUCUGCCUGAUGACUUGGAGAUGUUCAUGCACAGUGCAGGGGAACAUGGUGUAAUCAUAUUGGCUUUUGGAACUCGUCUUAAAGGUUUAGAACAUGAUUUAUCAGAAAUCUUUGCUUCUGCCUUUGCCUGUCUACCGCAGAAGGUUGUGUGGUGACAUGUAGGACCAACACCUUCCACAGUGAGUAACAACACACUAAUUUUAGACUGGAUUCCACAAAAUGAUCUUCUUGGACAUCCAAAAACAAAACUUUUCAUAACACAUGGAGGAACCAAUAGUAUCUACGAGGCCAUCUAUCAUGGAGUCCCAAUGCUGGCAAUACCACUAAUGCUGGACCAGUUUGAGAACAUGGUAGGUCUGAAAGCUAAAGGCAUAGCUGAAGUUCUGGAACUUACAGAUUUAAACAUUUAUACGCUGACUGAAUCUAUUAAAAACCUUUUGGAUGAAAAGCAGCCCUACAUGGAGAACAUGCGUGAGAUUUCCUCUCUACAUCAUGACAAACCAAUAAAACCAAUGGACAGCGUCAUCUUCUGGCUGGAAUUUGUCAUGAGGCAUAAAGGUGCAGCUCAUCUGCGUACAGAGUCAUAUAAGAUGCCCUGGUACGCCUAUCAUAAUGUGGACAUUUUAGCCUUUAUACUUAGUGCAUUUAUGAUCACAUAUCUAAUUUUUUUGCUCUAA
Clarias gariepinus (North African catfish) is the source of this 735-nucleotide messenger RNA. RefSeq names its product UDP-glucuronosyltransferase 2A2-like. Gene Ontology annotation, molecular function: UDP-glycosyltransferase activity. The record is from RefSeq and is a predicted model, not a curated record. The annotation marks the transcript as partial. NCBI's taxonomy places the organism in Eukaryota, Metazoa, Chordata, Actinopteri, Siluriformes, Clariidae. The transcript has a single exon.